GCUCUCGUUUGCUUCACAAAUAUUUUCAUAUAGGAAAUGUCUUUAAACGGAACGUUUUCUAUUAAAUGCCUAAUGACUAUUAUCUGGGCGACGGGUACAUAUGAAAUUCAUAUCAAUUUACUUUGUUCUAUUUGUAGUCAUAAGUUGAAAAAAAAUGUAAUUAAAGGUUUUAUUGACUCGUGCCGUGCAAAUCAAACUUACGUGAAUGGAAUGCAACUCUGCUACAGUAAUAGCGAACCAAGUGUAUGUGUACCUUACACUCUAUGUAAACGUAAUCGAGCUGCUGUCUAUUUUAAGGAUGAAGAGUGUAAAACCGGUGCUGAUAAUAUCACACAGAUUUGUUGCUUACAAUCUCGUGUAAUAAAACCUAUUCUUAAACCUGUACCAUCAUUAGCCGAAGAAAUGUGUGAACGUUAUUAUUUGCCUAUGCAGGAAAUAGCUUCCGGUGUAAGGGUCGCUUUACGAGAAUUUCCAUUUAUGUGUGGUCUAGGCUGGAAGUUAAACGAUAAAAAUGAUACCAUCAAGUACAAGUGUGGUGGUAGCUUGAUUUCAGCGAGAUAUGUUUUAACAGCCGCUCAUUGUUUGUCUGAUAUAGAUGGUUUACCUUCAUUUGUGCGUGUGGGCGGUGUAUAUCUUGCCAACCCCAAUAUACGACAUAUAGCAAUAGCUGAUUACAUCAUACAUCCCGGUUAUGAGUAUCCAUCAUCUUAUAAUGAUAUAGCAUUAAUUAAAUUAAAAACGCCGCUAGAUCCUCGAGACGAAAAGGCUGCAUGUUUAUGGACUUCCGAUUUUAUAGAAGAUCACAGUGACGUAAUUGCUUUAGGCUAUGGACAAACAGUAUUUGCUGGUCCUCAGUCGGAAGAUUUAUUGAAAGCAACUCUUAAAAUUUAUCCUCAAAACCAAUGUGAAUUAGAUAAUCCUGUGGAUGAGCUUUCUCGUAACCUUAAUAAGGGGAUAGUGAAAAAUUUAAUUUGUGCCAUGGAUCCUGAAAAGUUGCGAGACACCUGCAUGGGCGAUUCUGGUGGACCGCUGAUAAGAACUGUAGAAAAAUACUAUCUAAAUGUACCUCAUAUUGUAGGUAUCACUUCAUUUGGUGUUGGUUGCGCAUCGGGAAUGCCUGGUAUUUACACCAGAGUCUCCGAGUACAUACCCUGGAUGGAGAAGAUUAUCUGGCCGGAUGUUUACUAGAGUGCUGUGAUUGGCUUAAAGCAGUAGACAGUUUUACUGCUUUAAACUUGUGGUAUGUGUUGGAAUAUGUGUGGAAUGUUUUGAAGAAGACUAUGGCUACCAACAAAGGGUUUCGGCAAACUAUUGCUAGCAGCGAAACUUUUAUUUUUUUUAUUUUACCUACUUACACAUGAAAUACAACUAAAGUAAAUUGCAGUCGAAUUCAGUAGACAAAAUCGUAUACUAAUU
Molecule: messenger RNA, 1416 nt
Organism: Glossina fuscipes
Lineage: Eukaryota; Metazoa; Arthropoda; Insecta; Diptera; Glossinidae
Product: serine protease persephone-like
Exons: 7
Coding region: 37-1188 (383 amino acids)
Biological process (GO): proteolysis
Molecular function (GO): serine-type endopeptidase activity
Source: RefSeq, a predicted model, not a curated record